Ipomoea triloba (trilobed morning glory) is the source of this 1533-nucleotide messenger RNA. Its product is annotated as divinyl chlorophyllide a 8-vinyl-reductase, chloroplastic. Gene Ontology annotation, molecular function: oxidoreductase activity. Bases 120 to 1376 code for a protein of 418 amino acids. The transcript has a single exon. Lineage: Eukaryota; Viridiplantae; Streptophyta; Magnoliopsida; Solanales; Convolvulaceae. The record is from RefSeq and is a predicted model, not a curated record.
CAAUCAUUCAGAAUUUUGACAUGAUGACAUUUUCUUUGAAUUUAUUGAUGUUUUCUUGAUUGAACUGCUUCUCAAAACCACAGACCCUUCCGGCAUUGCUCCAAAUUUCUUAAAGAAAAAUGGCUGCUUUUGCAUCUUCAAGUGGCCUUACACUUCAGUCUCUACAGAGCCAAAGCUUCAGAAGACUUUCUUCCCAUUUCCUCAAUCAUCAUAUUCAGGUAAAUGCCGUCCCAUAUGCAAUUACCUUUCCAUCUUUACAUUUUUCAAAACCCUUUAAGCUGAAUCAGGAAAGGUUUAAACCUGUCUCAUGUUCAGCUGCCCCAGCUGUGGAAUCCCCUAAUGUGUCAUUUAGAAGCAAAAACCCAAGUGAUAUUAAUAUUUUGGUUGUGGGUUCAACUGGAUAUAUAGGGAGAUUUGUGGCUACAGAGUUGGUUAAGAGAGGGUUUAAUGUUAUAGCCAUUGCUAGGGAAAGAAGUGGGAUUAGAGGUAGAAACAGUAAAGAGGACACCUUGCAGCAGUUAAGUGGUGCCAAUGUGUGCUUUUCAGAUGUUACUGAAUUGAGCACCUUGGAGAAGAGUGUAGAGAAUUUAGGGGUUCCAAUUGAUGUGGUUGUAUCUUGCCUUGCUAGUCGAAAUGGCGGGGUGAAGGAUUCUUGGAAGAUUGAUUAUGAGGCCACUAAGAAUAGUCUUGUUGUUGGGAGGAAAUUUGGAGCUGCACAUUUUGUGUUGCUGUCUGCAAUCUGUGUGCAGAAACCCCUUCUUGAAUUUCAGCGAGCAAAGUUGAAAUUUGAGGCAGAUUUGAUGAAAGAAGCGGAAGAUGAUAAAGGGUUCACUUAUAGUAUUGUUAGGCCAACUGCAUUUUUCAAGAGCUUAGCGGGACAAGUUGAAUUGGUGAAAGAUGGAAAGCCUUAUGUGAUGUUUGGGGAUGGAAAGUUGUGUGCUUGCAAGCCUAUAAGUGAAGAAGAUUUGGCGUCAUUUAUUUCAGAUUGUGUACUGAGUGAAGACAAAAUGAAUCAGGUUUUGCCUAUUGGCGGCCCUGGGAAGGCCUUGACACCACUGGAGCAAGGUGAAAUGCUUUUCAAAUUAGUAGGGAAGGAACCCAAGUUCAUAAAAGUUCCAAUUCAAAUCAUGGACUUUGCUAUUGGAUUUCUUGACUUGCUCGUUAAGGUAUUUCCUUCUCUGGAAGAUGCAGCUGAGUUUGGGAAAAUUGGAAGGUAUUAUGCAGCAGAGAGUAUGUUGGUGUGGGAUCCUGAGAAAGGGGAGUACGACGCUGAGAACACACCAAGUUAUGGAAAAGACACAUUGGAAGAAUUCUUUAAAAGGGUACUGAGAGAAGGAAUGGGUGGUCAGGAAUUAGGGGAGCAAAUGAUUUUCUAAGUUUCUUAUAAUUUAAUCAUUUCUUGACAAGUUAUAUAUAGAGGGAUGCGGCUUUUCCCAUUGUAGCCAAUCUUUAUGAGUAGUGGAUUUCAUGUUUCUGUAUAAACUUUCAACCUGGAAAUGCAGUUAUCCACUGGAAAUGUGGAAAGAUUAGUAA